AGCACCAUGACAUCACAAGUAUCUUACAAAUCCAAGAUUGACCGGCUCAUCUUGAACUACUUCAUCCAGGAAGGAUACAAGGAGGCAGCCAUCACAUUUUCCAAGGAAACCAAUAUCGAAUUGUCCCAGGAAAUAGGAGUGUCAUCCCUUGAUUCUAGGUCAUUGUCCCUAUUGGAGGCCUUAAGCAACACUAGCCCGGAUGAUCAACAAGCGUUUUUCGACCAAAUCCAAAACCAUAAUAUAGACUCCAAUAUUGCCAAGUAUGACCCCGAAGUGAAUAGGCUUGUAUUCCAGGACCGAAACACCAAAAUUGUCAGAGGGUACUCCACAAUCAACGAGCGGAAGGAAAUCAAAUAUUUGAUAUUGACUGGAUCUAUCACCACCGCCAUCGAGAAGAUCAGCGAGUUCUUCCCCAGCGUUUUGGACUCCAACAACUUGCUCCACUUCAAAUUGCUCCGGCUCAAUCUCAUUGAAAUGAUCAGACUGCAUAAGUUGACCAACCCAAACACCAGUGGUGACAUGGAAAAGAAGUUUUUAGGGGACAUUUUGGGGUUUGUACGAACAAAUUUGGUCAAUAAGGUCACUCGGUCAUACAAGCUUUUGAAGGAAUUAGAAAUCACCAUGAGUCUUUUAUGCUUCAACUUUGACCCGUCGUUGGGAUCAGUUGAACACCAAAAGGAUCUUCCUGAGGAAUUGAGGUCGUUGUUCGAUUUGUCCUUGAGGACACAAUGCUACAAGUUGGUGAACAGAGCCAUUUUGAACAUGAAUAAACCCAGUACAGAGAGCUAUAAUGAUCUUGACAGUAUCACCGAAGACCAGGCUCGCUACGAGCAACUUAAUGCUAGUAUUGGACUGAACGGUUACGCUGUCAAGCACAUCGCCAAGGACGACUUGGAAGCAUACCUAGACCAGGAUUCAGACUCAAAUUCUGACCUAGAAUCAGUGGAUGAUGAAACUGACGAAAUGGGACCCGUAUCGUCUAAGACUGAAGGCAACUCGAUACAAGACGAGGCUCUAGAGGAUGAAGCUAAUAAGCUUCAGACGCUUGAGUUCGAGUCCAAGCUUGAGCGUGUUGUGAAACUCUGGGCCUUAACGGAACAUCGAAUGGUAGAGUUGAACACCAUCAAAGAAAAACGCUACGACUUAAACGACGAAUUUAUAUAAUUAUGGAUAUAGCACUAUACAGUCUAUCACAUCACCAGUUUCAAUUCCACACUUGGCUAGAUAGUCAUUGUCUUUCUCUCUUCCUAGCUUUGUACAACGCUUGUUGUAAAUGUAUACGUUGCCUCUUGAGAGAAACUCGGACUUGUAAGGGUCGUACAAAUCGGAAGAAUUAAAGAGAUCGAGAAUCUUUCUCCGCAAAUGGUCAAUAGUCGAACCGUAUUCGGGGUCAUCGUUCAUCUCGAAAUCUUCGGGACUGAACUCAAAGUGGUACUUGAUGAAGUCCUCUCUCUCAAAUGCGGCUUUCUUGGCCUCCGAUAAUGUUUUCCAAUUCAAUAUGUUAUAUUUGGAUUUGAAUUUGAGGUUAUAGAAAUGAUCCACCUUAUCCAAGUUAUUUCUCUUUGCAACGUUCAACUGAACAUACACAUGGGCACAAUGCACAGGUAUUUCUUUGAAAAUGUCCUUUGCGUGGUACUCCCACCACCCAAGGUAGAUUCCGGUCCAAUAAGUGAUCUCGUAUGACAAAAGGAGUACAGAGAACACAAGGAUGAAUUCACUAAUAUACCUGCCGCUUUGGGUCACCAACAAGUUUUUGGUGAACAGAUGACUGGCUAGUCUUUCAGCCAAGUACUCAUCCCACUUCCAGAAAUACGAGGUGACGAGUUGUACAGUUUGUGAUUGAAACAUCACUU
This is a messenger RNA of Yamadazyma tenuis ATCC 10573, 1853 nucleotides long. Its product is annotated as glucose-induced degradation complex subunit. Gene Ontology annotation, biological process: proteasome-mediated ubiquitin-dependent protein catabolic process. Gene Ontology annotation, cellular component: cytoplasm; nucleus. Lineage: Eukaryota; Fungi; Ascomycota; Pichiomycetes; Serinales; Debaryomycetaceae. The record is from RefSeq and is a predicted model, not a curated record. Gene Ontology annotation, molecular function: protein binding.